UGAGACUGACAAAAAAAAACAGUUAUGCGAUGCGAUGCGAUGAAACUUGUGUUUCAUAUUGCAGUGAUAAAUUAUAUAUAUAGGAAAGAAAGUUUGGGAAUAAAAUGCCUUUAAUUUUUUUUUGCUUUCCCCCCAAAAAAAUACAGUGAGCCUAAAAACUUGGAAACCGUCAAUUUGAAUAGAUUUUGAGGAGACAAUAUAGACUGUUCGCCUUAGAGUGGUUUUCAAAAACCUGUGAAAUUCUAUUUAGUUUAUUUAACACUAGUACAUUGUAAUGUCUUUGUUCACUAACAUAAACUGACAAAUAAAGAAUUAUGCUAUUUUUUAAACAAUGACGUUGUACUAUAACAACAUUAAGGUGCUAAUUGUUGAGUUUCCUAUUCGAUUUAGGCAGUAAAUUUCGUGUGAUUUUUUCAAUUAGUUUCUGUUCCGUUAAAUUCCCCUUCCAUUCUUUAUCACAAAUUCAAUUAUGAUAUUGGGGUGCUGAAUUUUUGGCUUGUCACUCGUACUAUUUCUGUACUAAUUGUGUGAAUUCUUUCAGUAGCUUUCUGUUUCUAGUCUCUCUUAGGCUGGCCUCACCAAUGCUUCAAUUAGUUUUUUGAGUGCGAAUUUCCAACCAGGCAUGUUUAUUUAAAACUAAUAAGGCGUACUAUAAUAACUCAGCUGGGAAAAUCGCAAUAAUCAAUCGAUUCUUAAUGAUUUCCAUUUGCGCACGCAAUCGCGUAUUAAAACUGAGCGAUUCUCACUUUCGAUCAGUUAGGGUUAAGGAACCUUUGUUUCUAUCGCUUAUUCUAAUUAUGUAUUCUUGUAUGGUAUUGUACAAGCAGGCUUUCAGUACGAAAUGCAGGUGAUCGUAAGGGGUGAGCGAGAGUGGCAAGCGUAACUCUCUUGUUUCCAGGAAACCAAACAACUAACCUACUUUGAUGCACUGUGCGUUCUCCCCAUCGUCGCCAUUCCCGCCGAGUCAAUAAAGAAGGGAUCUCUUCUAGUCUGAAAUGGCUUUCACGGCGAACGAAACUCUGGAAAAUCAAACUGUCUCUACCCUGGCUAUAUGGUCUACUUCCGGAGGAGAAUUCAUCGCUUCAUUAUUAAUACUUGGGGCCGUCUCGCUGAUUGGCUUGGCUGGGAACGGUCUUGUCGUGUUUGUCAUCUACAGUGCAAGAAGCAGGGGACAGAAGUCCGCUGUCCAGUUGUUCUUACUCCAUCUCGCGGUCUCAGAUCUUAUGGUGUGCCUGUUGUGUGUUCCGCUGACCAUAUUUGUGAAUUUCUCUUAUUCCGAGCACCAUUCUAGCAGUGAUGAUGUCACGUGCAAAGUGGCGAGGUUUAUCCAGUUCCUCGCCCCUACAAGCUCCAUCUGCAUUCUUACCGCUAUCAGCAUCGAUCGCUUCUACUCGCUCGUCAAACCGCUCAAGAGAAAAUCCUUACUAACAAGACCUUUUUCCCUUCUACUCUCGGCGUGGGUUUACGCGGGAGUACUCUUUCUUCCAACAUUCUACUUUACCAAAGUGGAGCAACUCCUCACGAACAAAGGAAAGGUCUGGUACUGCGCCACUAUUCCAAACAACGUCACAUCCGGAGUCAUUUACUUGUUGUUUCUGAGCGUGACCGCAUUCGUGAUACCGCUGGUCACAAUGAUAGUGUUGUAUGUGCGAGUUGGGAAGACUGUGUGGAGUCGGCAGAGGAAGAUCUCUCUUUCAUCCAACACGUAUAUUACUAGGAAAAGCAUCAACGCUAUGGAGAAAUCUAAGCGCAGAGUCACUCGUAUGUUGCUCAUCGUCGUUGUCAUAUUUUUGGUGUGUUGGGCGCCUUUUACCAUCUACACAGGGUUCAUAGAAAGAUGGGUAGCCUCGUUUCCGAACCCCGCGGAUGGACCAAGGCUUGUCUUGUACGGAAUUGGGUUGUUCAACUCGAUUUGUAAUCCGUUUAUCUAUUACUUCAGUAGCGGAGAAGUGCGAAAGGCGUCGAUGAAGUUCAUCUGUCUUGAGACUUCGGUAGCUCAAAGGAGUAGAGCGGGGUCAGCGGAUAUUAUAGCACCGAGCAUGCGUAUCAAUAAAGGUUUUGUGCCUGGUGGAUCGACCCUGGUGUCGUUUGAUGGAUUUGGAAACGAGUGUUACGACACACAACUGUAGACGAUACUAGUGUUACGACACACGACUAUAGACGAUACGAGUGUUACGACACACGACUAUAGGCGAUACGAGUGUUACGACACACGACUAUAGGCGAUACGAGUGUUACGACACACGACUAUAGGCGAUACGAGUGUUACGACACACGACUAUAGACGAUACGAGUGUUACGACACACGACUAUAGCCGAUACGAGUGUUACGACAUACGACUAUAGACGAUACGAGUGUUACGACACACGACUAUAGGCGAUACGAGUGUUACGCACACGACUAUAGACGAUACGAGUGUUACGACACACGACUAUAGACGAUACGAUUGCUACGACACACGACUAUAGACGAUACGAGUGUUACGACACACGACUAUAGACGAUACGAUUGCUACGACACACGACUAUAGGCGAUACGAGUGUUACGACACACGACUAUAGGCGAUACGAGUGUUACGACACACGACUAUAGGCGAUACGAGUGUUACGACACACGACUAUAGACGAUACGAGUGUUACGACACACGACUAUAGCCGAUACGAGUGUUACGACAUACGACUAUAGACGAUACGAGUGUUACGACACACGACUAUAGGCGAUACGAGUGUUACGCACACGACUAUAGACGAUACGAGUGUUACGACACACGACUAUAGACGAUACGAUUGCUACGACACACGACUUUAGACGAUACGAGUGUUACGACACACGACUAUAGACGAUACGAGUGUUACGACACACGACUAUAGCCGAUACGAGUGUUACGACACACGACUAUAGACGAUACGAGUGUUACGACACACGACUAUAGACGAUACGAGUGUUACGACACACGACUAUAGGCGAUACGAGUGUUACGCACACGACUAUAGACGAUACGAGUGUUACGACACACGACUAUAGACGAUACGAUUGUUACGACACAUGACUAUAGACGAUACGAGUGUUACGAUACACGACUAUAAACGAUACGAGUGUUACGACACACGACUAUAGACGAUACUAGUGUUACGACACCCGACUUGAAUAAAUCGAUUUGGAAACGAGUGUUACGACACACAACUAUAGACGAUACGAGUGUUACGACACACAACUAUAGAAGAAUACAUCGAUUUGAAAUUGAGUAUUACGACACACAACUAUAGGAGAUUAAAAAAGACAGUGGUUAAUAGCUUAGGUUAAAAGCCAGGUACCGUUACAUACAUAGUUUGGGUCGAUUGGUAUAUUUGCCUCGAAGGCGUUAACCUCUGGUAUUUUGUGAAAAAUAGAAUAAAGAAUGUGAGAAGUAAAAAUUCAAGAUGCCCUCGAGGCAUUGGGCGGAGCGUAUAUCGCCUUGUUACAUGAGCAGCAUAAGCACUUUUCGGUCAGCUUCAGAAAUAUUGGGAGGGGACCAACUGCCUUAAAAAAAUACUUUCGAAUGGCAAUAGCAAGAGCUUUUUGAGGGACAAGUUAUUGUUUUUUAUGUAUCUUAAAAAACUGGCGUGAAUGAUCAACUAUG
Molecule: messenger RNA, 3620 nt
Organism: Nematostella vectensis (starlet sea anemone)
Lineage: Eukaryota; Metazoa; Cnidaria; Anthozoa; Actiniaria; Edwardsiidae
Product: pyroglutamylated RF-amide peptide receptor
Exons: 3
Coding region: 996-2129 (377 amino acids)
Biological process (GO): G protein-coupled receptor signaling pathway
Cellular component (GO): membrane
Molecular function (GO): peptide binding; G protein-coupled receptor activity
Source: RefSeq, a predicted model, not a curated record